GGAAGAAAAGUCAGGCAAACACAAGCACGCACGCACCACUGGGAGAUCAGAGCCUCUAGCUGGCUCUGUGCUGCCGAAGCUCCGAGGAAGGGUGGGGGAGGAAGAGGAAGACUAAACCCAGAGCUGAGAGGAGAGGCAGGUGUGUGCAGGCGCAUCACCUAGACCAUGAGGUCUCCCCUCUGCUGGCUCCUCCCACUUCUCAUCUUGGCCUCAGAGGCCCAAGGCCAGGCAACAAGACGACCAAGACCCGGCACUGGGCCCAGGCGCAGACCCAGGCCCAGGCCCACACCCGCUUUUCCUCAGCCCCAUGAACCAGCAGAGCCUACAGACCUGCCUCCCCAACUCCCUCCGGGCCCGCCAUCAGUCUUCCCUGACUGUCCUCGCGAAUGCUUCUGCCCUCCUGAUUUCCCAUCUGCCCUCUACUGUGACAGCCGCAACCUGCGCAAGGUCCCCGUCAUCCCAUCCCGCAUCCAUUACCUCUAUCUCCAAAACAACUUCAUCACCGAGCUCCCAGUAGAGUCCUUCAGGAAUGCCACGGGCUUGAGAUGGAUCAACCUGGACAACAACCGAAUUCGCAAGAUAGACCAGAGGGUGCUGGAGAAGCUCCCCAGCCUGGUCUUCCUCUACAUGGAGAAGAACCAGCUCCAAGAGGUCCCCUCGGCCCUGCCCCGGAACCUGGAGCAGCUGAGGCUGAGCCAAAACCAGAUAUCCAGAAUCCCCCCUGGCGUGUUCAGCAAGCUGGAGAACCUGGUGCUCCUGGAUCUGCAGCACAACAAGCUGAGUGACGGUGUCUUCAAGCCCGACACCUUCCAUGGCCUCAAGAACCUCAUGCAGCUCAACCUGGCCCACAACAUCCUGAGAAAGAUGCCACCCAAGGUCCCCACAGCCAUUCACCAGCUCUACCUGGACAGCAACAAGAUUGAUACCAUCCCUAAUGGAUACUUCAAGGGCUUCCCCAAUCUUGCCUUCAUUCGGCUCAACUACAACCAGCUGUCAGACAGGGGGAUCCCCAAGAACUCCUUCAACAUCUCCAACCUGCUUGUGCUCCACCUGUCACACAACAAGAUCAGCAGCGUGCCUGCCAUCAGCAACAAUCUGGAGCACCUGUACCUCAACAACAAUAGCAUCGAGAAAAUCAACGGGACCCAGAUCUGCCCCAACAACUUAGUCGCCUUCCAUGACUUCUCCUCGGAUCUGGAGAACGUGCCACACCUGCGCUACCUGCGGCUGGACGGGAACUAUGUGAAGCCACCGAUCCCACUAGACCUCAUGAUGUGCUUCCGCCUGCUGCAGUCCGUGGUCAUCUAGGCCAUCCUCCACCGCUGGAUCUCUUCUGACCGCACUUGAAGGCUGGGGCCCAGGCGCCUGUGCCCACCAUUCGUUUUCUCUAUCUCCUUUCCUUGUUCCCAGCUUUGCCUCUCUUAUCCCACCUUUCCGAGGCAGGGAAAAGCCAUAUACUCUGUUGCAGCCUCUGGAGCAAGACUUCCCAGGGCUUGGUUUGGUCCCACCCAAUUCAAAGACACCCAGUGCACACCCAAACUUCUGGCCUUCUGUGGUCUCCCUUUGCUCCAGAAACACAGAUGUGUGUCUAAAGA
Molecule: messenger RNA, 1595 nt
Organism: Propithecus coquereli (Coquerel's sifaka)
Lineage: Eukaryota; Metazoa; Chordata; Mammalia; Primates; Indriidae
Gene: PRELP
Product: proline/arginine-rich end leucine-rich repeat protein
Exons: 3
Coding region: 166-1308 (380 amino acids)
Cellular component (GO): extracellular exosome
Molecular function (GO): protein binding; heparin binding
Source: RefSeq, a predicted model, not a curated record